UUUUUUCUUCCGUUGGUGGUUUGGUGGGGUGGGGGUGGGUCAAGUAAUUAGAGCAAAAAAAUGGGUGCUUUGGUGAUUAUGAAAUUUAAGAAUGUUUUUUUUAGCGAGAAUUAUCUUUCAAUUGUGAUUUUUGUUGACUGUAUUGUUCUAAUUUUGUUUUUUGAUUUCUAUUUUUUUGUGCAUUUAUUUACAGGGAAGCUUAGAAGGGGGCAGCAAGCAUUUUCAUACUGAUGGUCCGAGAGAAGGAUGCCUGCUGGGAAUAUGCGGACAGAUUAGAAGGAAACAAAGUGAGAUGCAAAUUCUGCGACAGAGUUCUCAACGGUGGAAUUAGCAGAUUAAAACAUCAUUUAUCAAGGCUUCCCAGUAAAGGCGUAAACCCGUGCACCAAAGUAAGAGAUGACGUCACGGAUAAGGUAAGGGAAAUCAUAGCAUCGAAGGAGGAUCCAAAAGAAGCAUCAAUUACCAAAAGGCAAAAAGUACCCGAAACUAAAUCUCCUUUAGCUACAAGCAUCUCUUCAGGUAAAGCUCCCGUCUCUGCUGAAGCAGCACCACGCCUUACUGGGAAAGUGUUGUCAUCGAUGACAUCAUCGAGCUGUUCUGCAAGAACCGAUCAAGAAAAUGCAGAGAGAAGUAUAGCAGUUUUCUUCUUCGAAAAUAAAGUGGACUUGAGCGUGGCCCGUUCUUCGUCUUAUCAUCAAAUGAUCGAUGCGGUAAAAAAGUGCGGUAAUGGAUUCGUUGGACCAUCUGCAGAAAGUUUGAAAACAACAUGGUUGGAAAAGAUCAAAUCCGAAGUGAGUUUGCAUUCGAAAGAUAUCGAAAGGGAGUGGGCUAUAAGCGGAUGCACGAUUAUUGCUGAAACAUGGACAGACAACAAAUCAAGAGCUGUAAUAAACUUCUUUGUCUCCUCCCCCUCGAGAACCUUCUUCCACAAAUCGGUCGACGCAUCUUCGUAUUAUAAAAAUACCAAGUACCUCUCUGAUUUAUUCGAUUCCGUUAUACAAGAUUUCGGACCGGAAAAUGUAGUUCAGAUAAUUACAGAUAAUGCUCUGAAUUGCCCUGGCUUACCAAACCACAUACUGCAGAACUACGGCUCGAUUUUUGUGACACCAUGCGCUUCCCAGUGCAUGAACGGGAUUUUGGAAGAUUUUUGUAAGGUGGAUUGGAUAAAUAGGUGUGUUUUGCAGGCACAGGUGGUUUCGAGGUAUAUAUACAACAAUUCUUCGAUGCUCGAUUUGAUGAAAAAAUUCACGGGAGGGCAAGAAAUCAUUAGGAGCGGCGUUACAAAGUCCGUUUCGAAUUUUCUUUCUCUGCAAUCUAUGUUGAAGCAAAAAUCAAGAUUGAAACAUAUGUUCAACAGCCCGGAAUUUUCCACGGAUCCAGUUUUUGCAUGCAAGUCUCAAACAGCAAAUUGUGUAAGCAUUAUCGAUGAUAAUGAAUUUUGGAGAGGAGUCGAAGAAAGUGUGGCAGUAUCGGAGCCGUUUUUGAAAGUGAUGAGGGAAGUUUAUGGAGGGAAAGCCUCGGUGGGGUUUAUUUACGAGUUGAUGACUAGAGCAAAGGAGUCUAUUAGGACAUACUAUAUUAUGGACGAGAUUAAAUGCAAGACGUUUUUGGACAUUGUGGAUAAGAAGUGGCAGAACAAUCUUCAUUCGCCUCUUCAUUCUGCAGCAGCUUUUCUGAACCCUAGCAUUCAGUAUAAUCCGGAGAUUAAAUUUCUCGGAUCUAUAAAGGAAGAGUUUUACAGAGUUCUCGAGAAGCUUUUACCGACCCCUGAAUCAAGACGCGAUAUAACUAACCAGAUUGUUUUGUUUUCGAGUGGGAGUGGAAUGUUUGGCUGUAACAUUGCAAAGGAAGCAAUCGAUACUGUUUCACCUGGCAUUUGGUGGGAGCAAUUUGGAGAUGGUGCACCUAUGCUGCAACGUGUGGCGAUUCGAAUACUCAGCCAAGUUUGCAGCACUUCAACUUUUCAGAGGCAGUGGAGCAACUUCCAACAGAUCCAUUCGGAGAAACGCAAUAAGAUCGAUAAGGAAACAUUAAAUGACUUACUUUACAUAAAUUACAAUCUCAAAUUGGAAAAAUCGUUGAAAUCGAAUUCUUCGGAAGUGGAUCCUCUACAAGUCGAUGACAUAGACAUGACUUCGGAGUGGGCGGAGGAGACUGAAAAUCCGAGCCCUGUCCAGUGGCUUGACCGUUUUGGUUCUGUUUUGGAUGGAGAUUUAAAUACGAGGCAGUUUAACGCUGCUAUAUUUGGUGCAAACGACAGUAUUUUCAAUUUGUAACUAGGCGUAUAUUGUGUAUAUGCAUGCUGUAUUACUAAGAAAUGCUAUUCAAGUUUUCUGUAUAUUUGUUGCAUUUGCAACCCCACCUGUAAGAGAACCCCAAUUUUUUUCAAGAUAAAAUAAAAUUUGAU
Molecule: messenger RNA, 2407 nt
Organism: Erythranthe guttata (spotted monkey flower)
Lineage: Eukaryota; Viridiplantae; Streptophyta; Magnoliopsida; Lamiales; Phrymaceae
Product: hAT transposon superfamily
Molecular function (GO): protein dimerization activity; DNA binding
Source: RefSeq, a predicted model, not a curated record